Lytechinus variegatus (green sea urchin) is the source of this 3452-nucleotide messenger RNA. Its product is annotated as homeobox protein OTX. Gene Ontology annotation, cellular component: nucleus. Gene Ontology annotation, molecular function: DNA-binding transcription factor activity, RNA polymerase II-specific; RNA polymerase II cis-regulatory region sequence-specific DNA binding. Lineage: Eukaryota; Metazoa; Echinodermata; Echinoidea; Temnopleuroida; Toxopneustidae. The transcript is spliced from 4 exons. The record is from RefSeq and is a predicted model, not a curated record. Gene Ontology annotation, biological process: regulation of transcription by RNA polymerase II. Bases 587 to 1471 code for a protein of 294 amino acids.
UCAUAAACUUCUCUCUCUCUCUCUCUCCCUCCCCCUCUCUCUGUCUUCUGCUGGGGAUUUUUACUGUCAUUUUUUUCUGUCAGGAGCUGGUAUGUAUAAGCAGUGAGAGCUUCGGGCACCAGACUUGACCGCUACUAGCUGCUUGGCCAGCACAAACCCGAUUUUACUCUCCGACUAUCCGCUAAUAUUAAUACCUGAUUUAAUCCGAGUAUGUGCGCUUAACUAGUAAUCUCAUAACGUCUAUUGAACAUCGUGUAAUUAUCAUCAGCUUAUCCUGUCGUACUUGUCGUUCAGUUGCUUUUUAGGAACGUCGUUGGAUAAUUUUGCAAUUUUUUGUCUGCUCAUUGUUUCAGUAAGAUUUGCAAUUUGACACUUAUCUUUUAAAGAUACAAACACCUGCUAAGCUUCUCUAACUUCAAGUAGAGAACAGAAAUCAUCUUUGUGAAGAUUCUAGAAAAGAGAAUUUGUGAAUAACCAGUAUACGGGGAAAGGCAUUCCAAACCAGUUCGUGAGGCGGAUCGACCCUACAGCCGCCAAGCUGGAUCACUCUACACUGACAGGUCCCCGGACCUUCCCGGUAGCGAGCAUGGCGUACACCAUCCCUCCCGUACCGCCGCAUCACCACCACCAUCAGAACAAAAUGAACGCACUCGGUGGGCCGUACUCGGUCAACGGGCGUUCGCUGGCGUCGCCAAACGUUGAACUCAUGCAUCCCGCCAUGUCCUACCCAAACCCACCUCGUAAACAACGAAGAGAAAGGACGACUUUUACCCGAGCUCAGCUUGAUGUUCUGGAGACGUUGUUCAGUCGGACCAGGUAUCCAGAUAUCUUCAUGAGGGAAGAAGUCGCCAUGAAGAUUAAUCUACCCGAGUCAAGAGUACAGGUUUGGUUCAAAAACAGAAGAGCAAAAUGCAGACAACAGCAACAGCAGCAACAGAACGGUCCGAACAGCAACAGCACGACGAACAAACCACGCCCUGCUAAGAAGAAAACGCCACCGCCAACACCGCGUGAACCCGACGCGCCGACCACCACAUCCAGCGAUACGCCCCCUUUCAAAGCAUCGCCAUCCGUCUCGUCGAGCAUGCCCAAUAACAACAGUAUUUGGAGCCCGGCAUCGAUAGCCCCUCAGCCCAUGACAAGUGAUCACUUAUCAGCAAACAUGAGUAAUAACAGUUGUAUGCAGCAUUCCUAUACCAUGCCGAACGCGCAACCCGCUGCAGGCUACACGGCGCAGGGUUACCAGUCACCGUACUUUGGCGCCGGCCUUGACUACCUCUCUCACAUGCCGCAAUUCCCCGGCGCCAUCAACCACCAGAUGGCAUCGAGUGCUAUGAACAACGGGCCGAUGACCACCAUGGCGUCGCAGCUGCCUCCACCCCACCACGCCCAUAUGCCCAUGGGGUCGAUGUCGAGUGCAGAGUGUAUCGACGGUAAAGAACAGCCACAAUGGAAGUUCCAAUCCUUGUAACCCACCCUGACAGAAUCUCAAGCACCGAGACGAUCCCAUUGAGUCCAUCGUAUCAAUCGGGCGUGGUUCGGCAGCCAGGAAAAUGUCUGGAAAAUGUGCAAAAAUGACACUGAUGUUAACAAAAUGGCGGCUCGACAGCUAAUUUACGGCGCGCACACGAGGUUAUGACAAUGAAAGGACCAAUGGGUAUCGGAAUCAGAUUUGAUUUUUAAAUUGAUAUUUUGAAUGGAACCAUCACUCAGGGAAAUCUCGAGACAACAUGAGGUUUCUACCGUUUCGUAAUGACUCCAUUCCUGAAACGCAAGACAUUGCCGUUCGGACAAUCUGAAAUGAAUCACAUCUUUAUAAUGAUUGAUAAUAAUCCAUGAGAUAUUCAUGUUUUUCUCUUUCUUUUCUAGCCAUUUAUGGUGUUAUUAAUCAAACUCGUUAUCGGCACAAUAUUUAUUGUUAAAUGAGCUCAUGCUAACGCAAGCAAAGCGUAUUGCAAAACCGAUGUGUUAUGUUUUCAUACAACUUUGCAUACAACUUCAGUUUAAGAUAAAUGAGGUUAAAAUCCUCAAUGAUCAUAAUGGUGGAUAUUUCUCUAUCGGGCAAGUACAUAACAAAAUACUAUCUUUUGAACAACUGAUCAAACUGAAAAAAGAAUCUGUUCUUAUUCAACAAUGUGCAUCAUGUGACUAUUUAGUAUGCCUAUUAUGAAAACAUGAAAAUAUCGAAUCAGUUUGUGCUUAAUGUUAUUUUAAGUUUUAGCGUGAGAUCAUGAAACAGAUUGUGUUAGAACCUUGAAUGAACGCAUCUCGCGUUGUCGAGUGUGUUUAAUCGUAAUUACUGUUGAUCAAAAGACCGUGUGAGCAAGAUGAACCACCAAAAACUUUCCCACCGAAAACAAAGAUGUUAACAGGAUCGUUUGAUUUAUCCAACAUGCAAUGUAAAUCUAGACGGUUUUAUUUAUUACAGUAGUUAUGUAAAGACAAAGUGACAAUUAUGAUUAGCAUUAAGUCUGCAUUGCAUUAUUGUGUUGCUAUAAGUGAAACAAAUUUCUUUCGUUUUCAAUCAUAGGAUAAUUCCUUCAAGGAUCCAAGAACUAUUUGCAAUCAACUCGUCUAGGUUAAGAAUAAUCAGCUCAAAUUUAUUUGUUUCUUUGUGUCUUGUAUUUGAUUGAUUUGCUAUUCUGUUAUGAAGUUAAUUAUUUGAAUAAUAAGUCGACUUUCUUUUUUAAAAUGUAUUCUAAGACUAACUAUCGGGCGUUUGUACGACACAUUUAAGUGUUGAACGAAGUUAACUACUUUUUUCAAUUUUGUACCCCCUUUUCUUUAGUUUUAAUUUCACACGUCGGUUGGAUAUACAGGGUCAAUGUUAAUUUAUGUGUUGUAUAGAAGACAAAGAAAAGAAUGUCACGUGACUGUGCUGAUAAGGAUACAUAAUGGGAAACUUUGUGAUUUUAAAUUGAAAAUAUACUUAUAAGUACCCACUGUGCGGAUUUUAACUUUGAUAACAGCCCCGAUUAAUUUUUUUUCAAGCGGGGCUUAAUUUAUAUAUCUUAUAUUAUUGUGAAAGCAAUCUCUCUAACACCUCCAGUAUUUAGAAUUCUAAUAUUUAUGUUUUGUAAAUUAUGUUUUUUUUUCCUGAUAUUUAUGUUGUCUUUUUUUCUCUUCGUUUUGACCACAAACCGCAUGGUGUGUUUGAAAAUGUAUUGACAUAAUUAUUUUGUCUCGUCCUUUUUGCUUUAUCUUCUCAUACCUUUGCCUCAAAUUCAAAUAUUCUAAGUGUAAAUAAAUGAUAUAUAGAGGGGGCAACGUCUUUAUUUUUUUCCUUGAUUCUAUUCAUUCCAUGUUUAAAGUAGUAUCGGACAGACCGUGUAGUAUACGUAGGUUAUAGAUAUCUGAAUAUCUUCGUUAUUUUCCCAAUUGUUUCUAGCCUGACGCAACGUUAGGCAUAUUAUGCACAGUUGAAUGAAAAUAUUAAAAAUUGCACGAAAUAU